UAUAAAUGCAUGGAGUGUGGAAAGACCUAUGCUCAUAGUAAUGGACUUACUAUCCACAAAAUGAUCCACACAGGGGAGAGGCCGUAUAAAUGCAUGGAGUGUGGAAAGGCCUUCGUUCAAAAAGUUAAUCUUACAUCCCAUAAGGUGAUCCACACAGGGGAGAGGCCAUAUAAAUGCACGGAGUGCGGAAAGACCUUUAGUCAGAGCCGCAGUCUUACUUUCCAUAGAAGUACUCACACUGGGGAAAAACCAUAUAAAUGCAUGGAGUGUGGAAAGACCUUU
Messenger RNA from Pseudonaja textilis, 282 nucleotides. The record is from RefSeq and is a predicted model, not a curated record. NCBI's taxonomy places the organism in Eukaryota, Metazoa, Chordata, Lepidosauria, Squamata, Elapidae.